This is a messenger RNA of Cladophialophora yegresii CBS 114405, 825 nucleotides long. RefSeq lists its product as uncharacterized. The record is from RefSeq and is a predicted model, not a curated record. The coding region runs from base 1 to 825 and encodes 274 amino acids. NCBI's taxonomy places the organism in Eukaryota, Fungi, Ascomycota, Eurotiomycetes, Chaetothyriales, Herpotrichiellaceae. The transcript is spliced from 2 exons.
AUGGCUCCCAUCAUACCUCCGCAGCUGCGUCACAAGCCAGUGUUACGGCUUCACAUCGACGACGUCAGUCAUCCGGCAGCACAAGUGGCCAGCAGCUCUCUGGACGGUGGUCUAUACCUCGUUCGCGCCAUUGAACACGUAGUCGCCUGGCUGUACCGGCCUUAUGGCCCCGACGACAUCCCACGAGUAAGAUCGGUAACUGUAGUUCUACGCUCAAUGAGCGGAGUGGCCUACACCACGGGCCUGCCGCUGGAUGACCUGCACAAAGAAAUCCAUCUGUCCCUCGACUACGUCCAAGGUGUGCUUUCUAGGAAUUCAGCCGGUCUACGGCAUGAGCUGGCUGGAGUCAUCACUCAUGAGAUGGUGCAUUGCUUUCAAGGCAACUGCCAAGGGACAGCACCAGGCGGUCUAGUCGAAGGUAUUGCCGACUUUGUUCGACUGAAAGCGGGCCUGUCGCCGCCCCAUUGGAACCGGGCACCCGAGAACAGAGGGCACAAGUGGGACGAGGGCUAUCAGAAGACAGCCUGGUUCCUCGAGUGGCUCGAAGAGAAGCGAGGGACAGGGACUGUCAGUUACAUGAACGAAAUGAUGAGAAGGCACAGAUAUCAUGAGGACAAGUUCUGGAAGGGUAUCUUUGGCCUAUCUGUGGACGACCUUUGGAGCCAGUACAAAGAGAGCUGGGAGAAGCCCAAGCAAGACGUUGAAGGUUCAGUUGAGAAGAGCUCAAGCAGUAUGGUGUCAGACUCAGAGUUACUGCAGAUGCAGGGAGAGGAAAAACAGGUGGCCGUACAGGGAGACAAGAAGGCGAAAGAGUUUGUGGGCUAG